UAUCUCUCCUACAUGCAUUCACAGUGUAAGAAAUCCCUUUGCUUCUUUCUCAAAAGAAACCUCUAAAAAUAAGAAACGCUCAGCUAAUCAACUUUAAAACUGCUUCAUGGCUUUCAAAUCAGCUUCUAUACUUCCUUCUUCCAUCUCCAUCUACAGAGAGGGCAAGUCCAAUGCUUCUCUUAAAGAAGCAGGUUUCUUUGGAGUUUCAGUUUCUCUUCCAAGCUACCUCAAGGCUGAUUGCAAUUGUUAUCUAAUAAGGAGCAAGGAACUGAGGAGAAGUGAACUUCAACUGCCUAUUGGAACCAUUAAAGCUCAGACAGCUACUACAACUCCAGCAAUUGAUGAGGCAGCACCAGAAGCAAAGAAAACACGGAGAAAGGGUAAUGUGAUUAUCACUGGAGCCUCCUCUGGCUUGGGUUUGGCCACAGCCAAGGCUUUGGCAGAGACAGGUCAAUGGAAUGUAAUUAUGGCAUGCAGGAACUUUCUCAAGGCUGAGAGGGCAGCUAAAUCAGCUGGCAUAACUAAAGAGAACUAUAAUGUUAUGCAUCUUGACCUUGCCUCCUUUGACAGCGUCAGACAAUUUGUAGAAAAUUUUCGUCGAUUGGGCAUGCCACUUGAUGUGCUAGUGUGCAAUGCUGCUGUCUACUUACCUACUGCCAAGGAGCCAUCUUUCACCGCUGAAGGAUUUGAACUCAGUGUUGGGACUAACCAUCUUGGUCACUUCCUGCUUGCACGGCUGCUGCUUGAUGAUUUGAAGCUAUCAGACUACUCCUCCAAGCGCCUUAUCAUUGUUGGCUCCAUCACAGGAAACACAAACACAUUGGCCGGCAAUGUGCCUCCAAAGGCUAACCUCGGAGAUCUGAGAGGCCUUGCAGGUGGUUUGAAUGGGAUAAACAGUUCACCAAUGAUAGAUGGUGGAGAAUUUGAUGGAGCCAAAGCCUACAAGGACAGCAAAGUCUGCAACAUGCUUACCAUGCAAGAGUUCCACAGGCGCUACCAUGAGGAGACUGGAGUCACGUUUGCUUCUCUAUACCCUGGUUGCAUUGCAGAAACAGGCUUGUUCAGGGAGCACAUUCCCUUGUUCAGGCUUCUAUUCCCACCAUUUCAGAAGUACAUUACUAAAGGAUAUGUUUCAGAAGAGGAAGCUGGGAAAAGACUUGCGCAGGUCGUGAGUGACCCAACCCUUGCAAAAUCAGGAGUUUAUUGGAGCUGGAACAAGUACUCUUCUUCAUUUGAAAAUCAACUAUCAGAAGAAGCAAGUGAUACAGAGAAGGCACGAAAGCUAUGGGAGAUGAGUGAGAAGCUAGUUGGGUUAGCUUAAAUGAAGUACCAAAAACGAUAACAACGAUAAAGCCCUGAGAUGUUUUCUGCUGUUGUAAAUGCAAAAGUUCUUUUGAAUGAGAUGGGACAAUAAGCACAUCAAUUUCUACACUAGAAUGGUUUGUGAAUUUGCAUGUCAUAUCUCCAAAGAUGGAACUCAAGUGCUCAAUCAGUGAGCAAUACAAAAUGAGAACGUAGAAAUCUGUUCACCAAGAAAUUGUAAGGUUCACCAAGUUCAAAGGCAAACUUUUACUCGUUCGAACCAAGAAAUACCUACAGUUAUUGAAGAUCCUGAAUGCUAGUGCAAAAGAGUCACCAGCAACACCUUUGCCUUGGAAAAAGAAACACAAAUUGUAUUGCAGGCAUUAGAGGCAAUUACUGCUAGCUAAAGUCGCAACGCACCAUCUGCAGGCCUACAUCUAGUGCCCCUGAAUUUCGAAAGAAUGGUAGGCGCUUUACGAUCGAAUCUAAAGUAAUAUGGGUGAAGAAACAACUUUGCAGCUUUCAAGAAGCUUAGGCAAAUAUUCAGAAUCAAUAUUUUCAUCAUCCAAUAUAAUAGAGUUCCACAAUUUUUCAUUCUUUCA
Manihot esculenta (cassava) is the source of this 1904-nucleotide messenger RNA. RefSeq names its product protochlorophyllide reductase. Gene Ontology annotation, molecular function: protochlorophyllide reductase activity. NCBI's taxonomy places the organism in Eukaryota, Viridiplantae, Streptophyta, Magnoliopsida, Malpighiales, Euphorbiaceae. The record is from RefSeq and is a predicted model, not a curated record. The coding region runs from base 107 to 1321 and encodes 404 amino acids. The transcript has 5 exons.